Torulaspora globosa is the source of this 744-nucleotide messenger RNA. It is a transcript of the gene MRX3, whose product is annotated as Mrx3p. NCBI's taxonomy places the organism in Eukaryota, Fungi, Ascomycota, Saccharomycetes, Saccharomycetales, Saccharomycetaceae. The record is from RefSeq and is a predicted model, not a curated record. The transcript has a single exon. The coding region runs from base 1 to 744 and encodes 247 amino acids.
AUGAAUCCCACUGCUGCAAUUAUUGGUAAAGGUCUGCUGCUGCCUGCAUUUGGAUUUACUUUAGGACUGGGUUAUUUCAUCAAGGCGUGGCCAGAUGAAGCAGGGUCUAUGACUUUACAGGAUAGCGAUUCCUCACGGAAACGGGGUCAGUCGAAUCUGCAACUGCAGAGACACGACGUGGUGGAGAAGAUUGCGCGACAUGGACUGUAUCAGAAGCUGAUGAAAGAUCCGAACUUCGAUCAUUCUUUGCAGAGUCAUAAGAUUCCUCCCGGUCAUCGCGCAUAUCAUGUCGGACAGGGCAUCCUGUUUGGUCCCGAUAAGCUGGCAAUAGAUCCGUUGAUAUUGGCCGACACCAAGAGGCAUGAAGUUGUCAUAUUCUACCAUCUGGGGAAGGACUUGGGCAACGAGAACGGCAAGAUCCACAAGGGCGUGCUUUCGCUGAUUCUCGACGAAGCGCUGUGCUACUGCGGGUUUCCGACUCUACCUAGCAAGAGAGGUGUCACGGCCAAACUGGACAUCCAGUUCGACAAGGACAUUCCCGCAGAUUCUACGGUCGUGCUGAGAGCGCGAGUGUCCGAGUUCAAGGGCAGGAAGUGUGUGAUUGAAGGUACGUUAGAGAGUCUACCUCGCGUCUCCAACAGCUGGAUAAACGCUCUUUGGGGACCAUCACAGUAUGCCAGGGCCAAGUGCAUUCUAGUGGAGCCCAAAUGGUUCAAAUACAUCAGUUGGCUCAACGUCUUUUAA